Messenger RNA from Panicum virgatum (switchgrass), 1233 nucleotides. RefSeq lists its product as uncharacterized. The transcript is spliced from 2 exons. Bases 1 to 1233 code for a protein of 410 amino acids. The record is from RefSeq and is a predicted model, not a curated record. NCBI's taxonomy places the organism in Eukaryota, Viridiplantae, Streptophyta, Magnoliopsida, Poales, Poaceae.
AUGAAGAGGUACUUCGCUAACUGUAAUACCAUUACAGAGGUUAAUGACAGGGAUGUUAUCCACCACUUCCACCAAGGCCUCCAUAGCAUCGAACUAUGGAGGAAGAUGUUCGAGAGCAACCCCAAGACCGUUGGCGACAUGAUGGCGGUCAUCAACAAGCACGCGGACAUGGAAGACGCCGAGCGAGCUCAUUGCCGGCACAAGACCAAGAACAACUCCUCUGAGCGUCCCUCCCAGCGGGACAACCGCCCGGAACGACGACGCGAUGACCGUCCAUCUCGCCACGGGAAGAAACACGACCAUGCCGAGUCGUCCAAGAACCGGAACCGCAAGCGUGGCCCCAAGAACACCGUCGCCAGGAGGUCCCAGUUCCGCUCCACCCUCAACCAAUCGGACCUGGAUCGGCUCCUAGAUGGCAAGUGUCCUUGGCACAAGGACGCGAACCACACCGCCCGGGAGUGUCGAGCACUCUCCAAUGGCGUCACCAAGGACGACGACGCCAAGCGACCCUGCCACAACGACCGCGACAGGCCAAGUGGUUCCAGAACCACCCGGGCACACCCACGGAAGCGCAACUCACCCAAGCGAGACGACGACGAGCAGAGGGAAGAUUCCCCAGGGAACUUCCAGGAAGAAGACAGGGCCGUCAACUUCAUAUUCGGCGGCCCCAGCAAGCCAUCAUGCCGGUGCAAGCUCAAGCUGGAUGAUCGUGAAGUCAACCUGGUGUUCAAACACCCGGUUGAACCCCUGCGGUGGUCAGAGACGCAGAUCACCUUCGACCGUCGCGACCACUGGGUCCACCUACCCAGGCCGGGUGCUUACCCCCUCGUGGUCAGCCCGGUAGUUAGCCAGGUCCGCCUGGCCAAAGUACUCAUUGACGGCGGCAGCGCCCUCGACAUCAUCUUCGCCAGCACAUUGGAGAGCAUGGGCUACGACAUGACCACCCUGGUGCCAUCUGACCAGGCCUUCUACGGCAUCAUCCCUGGAGCCGGGUUGACUCUGGUUGGCCGGGCCACUCUACCGGUCACCUUCGGCACCCGCGACAACUACCGCACCAAGUACAUCAACUUCGAGGCAGCAAAGAACCUCCCGGCGGACCAGCAGCAAAUCCCCGACAAGGAGUUGACUUCCGAGUCGCAGCUCGCACCAGCCGUGGCGACCAAGGCCAUCGUCCUCCGGGACGAUGAGCCGCACAAGACCGUUGUGAUCAGGGCCAGCCUCGACCCGGCAUAG